Trichoderma virens Gv29-8 is the source of this 1503-nucleotide messenger RNA. RefSeq names its product glycoside hydrolase family 43 protein. Gene Ontology annotation, molecular function: hydrolase activity, hydrolyzing O-glycosyl compounds. Bases 1 to 1503 code for a protein of 500 amino acids. Gene Ontology annotation, biological process: carbohydrate metabolic process. The record is from RefSeq and is a predicted model, not a curated record. The transcript has a single exon. NCBI's taxonomy places the organism in Eukaryota, Fungi, Ascomycota, Sordariomycetes, Hypocreales, Hypocreaceae.
AUGCAGUCUCGAUCGGUCCAAGCACUGCUGGCGACUGUUUGGUCCUCUUCAUGUCUGGCUGCCUCAUCCAAGACGCCCGACUUUGCUACGUCCGAAGCGGGAAAUCCGUUUGUCGACGGUUGGUAUGCUGAUCCAGACACUCAGUUCUACAAUGGCGAGUACUGGGUAUAUCCGACGGCGUCGCGGCCGUAUGACGAGCAGACAUAUCUCGAUGCCUUUUCAUCUCCCGACCUGGUUCAUUGGGAGAAACACUCGACAAUCCUGACUGCUGAUAAUUUCACCUGGGCACAUCGAGCUGUUUGGGCCCCGGCACCGAUCUAUCGGAACGGCACGUAUUUCCUGUAUUUCGGCGCCAACGAUAUCCAGUCCAACUCGGAGCUGGGCGGCAUCGGUGUGGGCGUGGCAGAGAAGCCAGAGGGCCCGUAUCGAGAUCCCCUUGGCCAUCCACUCAUUGACGCAUAUCAUAACGGUGCACAACCCAUUGAUCAAGACGUCUUCAUCGACGACGAUGGGCAGGCUUACAUCUACUAUGGCGGACACUCUCACGCCAACGUCGCCAAACUGAACGACGACAUGAUUAGCCUGGGUACCUUUGACGAUGGCACCACCUUCAAGGAGAUUACUCCAGAGAACUACGUCGAAGGCCCACAAAUGCUUAAGCGUAAGGGCAUCUACUAUCUCUUCUGGAGUGAAGGUGGCUGGGGAGGGCCUGACUAUGCAGUUUCAUACGGCAUGAGCAGCUCACCACUUGGACCAUUUGACCGUAUCGCCAAGAUAUUGCAACAAGACGAAGCCGUGGCAACAGGCUCCGGUCACAACGCGGUGAUUCAAGUCCCUGAUGCGGAUAUCUACUACAUGCUGUACCAUCGGCAUCCAUUAGGCUCCACCGACGGAAACGACCGACACUUGGCAUAUGACCGGCUCUACUUUAAUGAUGACGGCACUAUUGAACCAGUCAAGAUGCUGGUCCAUGACAACUUUGAAGACGGAAACAUGAUCGGCUGGGAAACUUAUGGAGGCGACUGGGGUGCUGAAACAAAUGUUCUGCAAGGGACCGCUUCAUCAGGUGGCCUAGCACUGCUUAACACUAACUUUCUCGACUUUAUCUAUGAGGCCGAUGUGAAAAUCUCAAAUAAGGGCGCCAAGAACUGCCACGGCUAUGCAGGCCUUGCCUUCCGAGUGUCAGAGCCAGCCAGUGACGAUGCCGCAUUCAAAGGCUACUAUGCAGUCAUUGGCACUUCUGGCGCUCUGAUCCUCGGCCGAACCGAUGGAACGGGUUUCAAAGUUCUAGGAAAAGAAGAGGCUGGUAUUGAGCCGGCAGAGCAAUAUCGACUCAGGGUGACGGCAUAUGGGAGCUCGAUACAUGUGGAGCUCAAAGGCGAGCGGCACAUUAUUAUCUGCGUAAAAGACGACGUCUAUAAGAGCGGAAUGGAUGGUGUGAGAGUAUUUGGGACAGAGGCAGAGUUUGACAACGUGAACAUUACUCGCAUCUCUUCAAAUUAG